AUGUCCAAAAUCGAGCCCCAAAUCUGUCAAAUCUGCGAUCUUGAAGCGCAUGGCUUCCAUUUUAGCGUCAUCAGCUGCCGAGCUUGCGCCGCAUUUUUCCGGAGAACUGCUUUUCUCAAAAUUGCCUAUGUUUGUCAGAAAACGAAAAGUUGUGAUGUGACGGAUAAAAAGCGGUUCAGCUGUCGGAGUUGUCGAUACCAGAAAUGUUUAAACAAAGGGAUGAAGCCGUCAAUGAUAAAAUACACCUCAAAUGAGCUAAAGACGAAAUCGAGGGCUGGUAGCAGCCAACCAAGUGAGAUGAGUACACCACCAUCUACGCCAGGGGAUCCGGAGCCACGAGCUUUUGAAGCCUCUUCUUCUGCACCUAUUGCCCCUGACAUUAAACUCGAAGCCUCAGAAACGGCCAGCGAUCUCGGCGAGUUCAUCCAACAACGAGACCAGAUCAAGGCAAAUGUUGAAGCACUUUUUGAGUCGAAUACAAAGCUUACCAACUUCCUAUUCCCCAUCAAACUAUCGUUGACGCAACAAGCCAUGAUAUCCUUAAGUGAACACAUGAAAAAGUGGCCAAUGUGUACCCCGGAGAAGGUAUAUCCCGGUAAGCCGUUCACCAUCGACGAGGUGGUCGUUUAUUACCACCAAGAAAUAGAAAACAUCGCAAAAUUUUGUAUGUCCUUUGAAAAUUUUGCAGGAUUGGAGAGUGGCCAGAAGUGGAUAUUAUUCCGACGAUUUUGGAGUCAUUUCCAACGUCUCGAGAGGUAUCGAGCGAUAUUGCGAUGUUUUGGAAAAUCGCCUAUUACUCGGGUGUUGAUUUAUAAUGGAGCUUAUUACGACUUUGAAGAACAUCUGGAAUGGACGACCAGAUCGACGCAUUUGAAGCAGAUCGUUGAGUAUGGCGGCCGGUCCAUCAUGAAAGAAAUGAUUCUGGUGGGCGGCCAGCUACACCGGCUUGAGCCUACCGAGUUUGAGCUAGUGUUUUGCAUGCUCCAAAUUAUGUGGAGCACGAAAAAUACAGCUGACCUAAAUGAGCAUACCACCACCGUGGCCGCCGAGGCUAGGCACAAACUUUCUCAAGAAGUUCACGAGUACUAUACAGUUGAGAUGAACAAGCCUAGUUAUGCCGGUCGUUUGAUGCAAAUAAUGAAUAUCGUAUCGGCUUUAGAGGAAGUUGAUCGUCUACACCGCGAAGAUCGGACAGCAUUCCGGACCUUCGAAUUGGUACCGCCGGAUCUGAUGAACAACCACUUUACCGAGUUU
This is a messenger RNA of Mesorhabditis spiculigera, 1254 nucleotides long. NCBI's taxonomy places the organism in Eukaryota, Metazoa, Nematoda, Chromadorea, Rhabditida, Rhabditidae. The record is from the annotation of a GenBank genome assembly.